CAACUUCUCAGCGAGUCCUUCUUCUCAGUUUCUGAAAAAGGUUACGAAUUAGAAAUGGCAAGUCCACAAGCCCAGGAUAUAGUUCGAUGUAGAUACUGUGAGGAGGAGCCGGCUGUCCUUCAUUGUGCUCCUUGCGGAGAUGACCUUUGUACUGGAUGUAAAGUCUUACAUCUUAAAAGUAAAGUUCCCUCUGGACACAAGAUUUUCCGCCUCUCCAAGAAAUUUCAAGCAAAGAGUCGGGUCAAAAUGUGUGACGUCCACUCAUCAAAAUCGUACGAGGCUUGUAAAGAUUGCCAAGUCCCGGUGUGUAUUGUGUGCAUUCAGGAAAUACACGGCGAACACGCUAUCGGGAAAAUACAAGAUCUUUACGAGAAACAAAAGGCCGAAAUUGCUGAGGAAUUGUCUAAGAUAAAGACACAACUGAAGUCGGAGAUCAUUCAGAGAGUAAAAGAUCUCGAUGAGGGAGAAAAGGAAGUUAAGACUUGUCAGGAAAGUAUAAGAGAGAAAAUGAGAAAGCAAGGUCAGGAUUUUAUAAAUCACAUCAUAUCCAUUUUGAAAGAAGCUUUGCAUGAUCGGAAGAAGACGAGAAAAGGAAAUCUGAGGAAGUAUUUCAGCAUAAAGAAGAAAACGAGAGAUUUGAUCAAAGCUUGGAUCAAUUGAUAGGGAAAUUCGAAGCGCUUACUAAGACAAACCAUCCUGCCGAAUUUCUGUUGUACCUUAAAGACAAUCCGCACACUUUUAGGGAAUUAACUUUUCCAGAAAAAGUAAACAUUACCAAGCCUUUGUUUACAGCCGGCAAAUUCAACAAAUCCGAAAAUGAACAUCAAUUUGGUAAAUUCAUCUCAGGUCACAUUUGCCACAUAAAAUCAUUGGACGAUACCUCAGAGCUUAAACUGCCAACUUUCAAAAAAGUAUUGGAGCGUUCGAUAAAGACAAAUGAAUUAAAAACUAAAAGAGAGAAGCUAUUGCACGUGAGAUGUCGUGAUGACCAAUCAGCAUACAUCAGUGGUCUAGAGUCAAAAAUACUAAUAAUAGACAGUUCAGGAAUAGAACUGGAUAGCAUAAGCACUGAAAAACCACCAUUUGGUCUGGCUGUGAUGCAGGAUAAAAGUCUGAUUUACUCUGAUUUUGAUAAUAAGGCUAUCUACAGAAUGUCGAUCGAUAAAAAGAAAGCAAAAUUGAUAAAUACUAUGUAUUAUCCAAGAGGACUGUGUUGUUCUAGAUCAGGCGAUAUCCUGGUCUGUAUGGGUGAUUAUAAAUAUUCACUGUCAGGCAGAGUGGUCAAGUACAGUAGCAUUGGGGAAAUAGUUCAAGUGUUCCUAGAGGACCAGAAUGGGAAGCGACUUUUUGUAAAUCCAUACUUUGUGUGUGAGAAUGUGAAUGGCGAUAUCUGUAUUUCUGAUAUUGAGACCAAGAACUCGAAAGUUGUCGUUCUGAACAGAUCAGGAGAGCUUCUGUUCAAAUAUUACGGUAAUAUGCAACUUAAGACAUCAGAAAAGGAAUUUAAACCGCUUGGCUUAGCUACCGACAGUCUUGGUCAAAUCCUUAUAGCAGACAACGCCAAUAACGCUGUACACCUUAUCAGCCAGGAUGGGGACUUCCUGUCUUACAUCCUGACAGAGAAUGAUGGGAUAUCACUUCCACACAGAAUAUCUGUGGACACGGCUGAAAACCUGUGGAUGGUAGAACAAUACAAAGCCUGUGCCAAACUGUACCAGUAUCUGUCAUAACUUUUGGCCUUCGUUUUCGAUAUGUUAUUCAUAUUUAUACAUCACUACAUAUACUAUACAAAAUAUCUUGUGAUAAAAACAGUAGACAGAGACAAUUACGCCGAACGCCUGAUCAGCCAGGACGGGGACUUACUGUCUUACACCCUGACAGAGGAUGAUGGGAUAUCACUGUGGACGCUUUCGACAAUCUGUGGAUGGUAGAACUCAUCAAUGUCUGUGUCAAGUUUUAUCAGGUUUUAUCAUAUUUUGGAACAUUUAUGUCUGUAUUUCAAUUAUUGUUUUCAAAUACUACAGAAAAUGUUUUUUAAGGAAAGAAAAAUGAAAUUAAGCUCAAAAAACAAUGUAACAAAAUAUAUGACAAAGUACCUAUAUCUCUCCUUUAAUCUUGCCUCACUUGCUUUGAGCCCUUCUUGAACGAAUUAAAAAGUAAUUUGUUGAGAGAUAAAAAAACUAUUGGAAAAAUGACGACCCAAGAAUAAAAGUGGUCUGUCAACAUUCAA
Molecule: messenger RNA, 2230 nt
Organism: Saccostrea cuccullata (small rock oyster)
Lineage: Eukaryota; Metazoa; Mollusca; Bivalvia; Ostreida; Ostreidae
Product: tripartite motif-containing protein 29-like
Exons: 2
Coding region: 55-660 (201 amino acids)
Molecular function (GO): zinc ion binding
Source: RefSeq, a predicted model, not a curated record